This is a messenger RNA of Myotis daubentonii (Daubenton's bat), 3390 nucleotides long. RefSeq names its product STING ER exit protein-like. Bases 817 to 1485 code for a protein of 222 amino acids. NCBI's taxonomy places the organism in Eukaryota, Metazoa, Chordata, Mammalia, Chiroptera, Vespertilionidae. The record is from RefSeq and is a predicted model, not a curated record. The transcript has a single exon.
ACUUCUUAACAGAUACGCCAACCAAUGUCAAAAGACGUUUUAUUUUUUAUUCUCCUGCCUUUCGCGGUAGGGGCUAAGGUGGGGAAAAAACACACACACACAAAACACUAGAAUGGGAGAAGUGCUCAACCUAAUGAGCAAUGAAACUGCCAUUACAACAUAAUGACCUGCAUCUGAGAAAUUGAUAGUUCUGCUUGAGAAAUGAAAAUGUGACAUCAGCAAUAUUUUACAAGUGUUAACUCCUGGGGUUCAUACUGCCAAAUUCCAGGCAAUUGCUUUGUAAAUAAAAUUGAAAGCUUAUUACAAAAUGAUACAUGGCUGUAGAAAAAAGGAGAAAAGAAAAAAUCAGUGAACAUCUCACCAUUUAUCUUUACUGACAUAUAUUUUCAAAUCUUCUAACCUAGUUCUUUAAAAAUUCCCAUUUUUUAAUAAUGGAAUGCUUUAGAUAUAUUUCCUUGAUUAGGUUGUGUAGGUGUUGUUGUUUUUUACAAUAUCAGUGUACAUCUUAAGUUAUACUUAUUGGACAUUUGUAUUUCUUCUUUUGUGAAUUUCCUAUUUAUAUCCUUUGUUCAUUUUUCUAAUAAGGUAGAUGUCUAUUGUUAAUGUGCUAGAUUUUUAAUAUAUUACUAUUAACCCUUUUGCACAGUUUUAUAUGGUUUUUGUAAAUAUUUGUAUUUGCCAUUAAUCCCUUGCCUUUUCACUUUAUUCUGAAGCUUCUUACUACGUUGAUUCCCACCUUCAAUUAGAAGUGAGUCGCCUUGUUUUCUGCAUAACCCUUAUUUUUGGCAUUGUGUUUGUGGGCAUCUCCUGUGAACUAUGCCUAAAGUUGUGUCCCGGUCAGUUGUCUGCUCCUACACCCGAGACCGGGAGGAAUAUGAGGAUGGCGAGAAGCCCCUCCACAUCUACUACUGUUUGUGUGGCCAGAUGGUUCUGGUGCUGGACUGUCAGUUGGAGAAAUUGCCCAUGAGGCCCCGGGAUCAGUCCCGGGUGAUUGAUGCUGCCAAACACGCCCACAAGUUUUGUAACACAGAAGACCAGGAGACUAUGUAUCUUCGCAGGCCUGAAGGCAUUGAACGACAGUACAGAAAGAAGUGUGCAAAGUGCGGGCUGCCACUCUUCUACCAGUCCCAGCCAAAGAAUGCUCCUGUGACCUUUAUUGUGGAUGGAGCAGUAGUCAAGUUUGGCCAGGGUUUUGGGAAAAUGAAUAUAUAUACUCAGAAGCGAGAGCCUCCUAAGAAGGUGAUGAUGACCAAACGGACUAAAGACAUGGGCAAGUUCAGCUCUGUCACUGUGUCUACUAUUGAUGAAGAGGAAGAGGAGAUUGAGGCCAGGGAGAUUGCUGACUCGUAUGCACAGAAUGCCAAAGUGAUUGAAAAACAGCUGGAGCGCAGAGGCAUGAGCAAAAGGCGGCUGCAAGAGCUGGCGGAACUAGAAGCCAACAAAGCCAAAAUGAAGGGGACUUUGAUUGACAACCAGUUCAAAUGAUUAGGACUUUUUUCUGAACCCAGACUAAAGGCAAGCAUUUAGACCAGGAGGCGAAAGAACUUUUUCUUGACUGCAUGGACUGGUUCCUACCUUUAUGCCCCAGCAAAAAGCGUAUGUUGCUCCCUACAUUCAGGGAGGUCUUUGAGUCCAUCUGACCUACUUUCUAGAAAUGAAUUUUUAAAAAUACAUGGAUCUUCUGUACUAUUUUUUGUCCAUUUGAUGUCAACUUCUUUAGUUGUAUAGAAACUCCGUGAGUAGACUAGUGCUUGAGUGUCUUUAGUUUCUAAAGUAGCUGUUCUUUAAUAAAAUAUUUAAAGAUUUUUUUGGAGGCGGGGAUGAGUCAUAUUAGUUUUUUUUCUGUUCAUUUUCCCUAUCCAUCUCUAUUCCAGGCUAUAUUCAUAUUUUUUUUUUUCUGAAGAAUGAUCAUCCUUCUUUAAAUAAAGUUUUUAUUCACCUCUGAAUAAUGAACAUUAAAAUUUUAGGGAAUUGUGGGACCAUUUUUUUAAUAUGAGUAUUAUGCCAACUUACAAGAAAAUCAGUGCCAGAAUAUCAGGGGAAAUGAUCAAUUUUCUGUCCUCACCCUCUUGGACCAACCAUUAAAUUUGACCCACUUAACCACUUGCUUCUUGAAAUAGUUUUCAGUUGGCUUCUAAAAUAGCACAUGCUCUGCGUUUUCCUUCUUCCUUCUUCUUCUGUAGUAGCCACUCCUCAAGUUUGUUGGUUUUUGUGUGUUGGUUCCCAGCUCCUCCUCCACUCUCCAGCCUAAAUGGAAAAGUACCUCAGGCCUCGAUCUUCUAGCCAGAUUCCCCACCUUGUCCAGUUUCACCUUUUAAAAUACCAUGUCUAGCUUGAAGAUUCCUAAAUUUGUAUUUCUAGCCAUCUCUCUUGAACUCUAAUCCCAUGUAUCAGACUGCCUACCGGUUAUCUCUAGUUGUCCAUCAUAGGCAUCUCAAAGAUAAAAUGUCCUAUAGAAUUCUUGAUUCUUGCCCCACUAGCUUCUCCUUAACUUUUCCCCUUCUCAAGUUAAUGACACUUUUUAAAAAAUUUAUUGGGAUGAUAUCGAUUUUAAGUGUAAAGUUCUAUGAUACAUGAUCUGUAUAUUGCAUUGUGUGUCCACCACCCCAAGUCAAAUCAUAAUCCAACACUAUAUACCUGGCCCCUUUGCUCUACAAUAUUUGCCUACCCCCUUCCCUCUGGCAACCAUCAUACCAUUGUCUAUGAGUUUCAGUUUUAUAUCCCACAUAUAAGUGAAAUCAUAUGGCUCUUGGCUUUUUCUGACUUAUUUUGCUUAGCAUAAUAUCCUCAAAAGUCCAUAUUGUCACAAAUGAUAGUGUUUCAUCUUAUGGCUGAGCAGUAUUCCAUAGUAUAUAUGUACCACAUCUUCUUUAUCAUCUAUUGAAGGACACUGAUUGUUUCUGUACUUGACCACUGUGAAUAGUGCUACAAUGAACAUAGGGGUGCAUAUAUCUUUGCGAAUAAAUGUUUUCGAGUUUUUCGGGUAUAAAUCCAGAAAAGGUAUUGCUGGAUCAUAUGGUAACUCUAUUUUUAAUUUUUAAAGGAACCAUCAUACUGUUUUCCAUCGUGGCUGUAUCGAUUUACAUUCCCACCAGCAGUGACUGAGGGCUCCUUUUUCUUCACAACCUCUCCAACACUUACUACUUGUCUUGAUGAGAAUGGCCAUUCUAACAGGUGGUGGGUGGCAGUUACCUCAUUGUAGUUUUGAUUUGCAUUUUCCUAAGAGCUAGUGAAGUUAAACAUCUCUUCAUAUAUCUUUUGGGCAUUUGUAUGUCUUUUUGGGAGAAGUGUUGAGGUCCUCUGCCCAUUUUUUAAUUGGAUUACUUGUUUGGUGUUGAGUUAUUUGAGUUCUUUAUAUAUUUUCAAUAUUAACCCCUUGUCAGAGCUAUU